UUCCAAGUCCUUUUUACCUAUUUUCAUAAAAUUAUGAGUGCAAGGUUGAAUAUAUAUGUCGCUAGAGUUUCUAAAAUUCCGUGAAUAUUUUUCAACUUCAUAAUCAAAAUUCAAGAAACUUGAAUUUAAACUCUUCAAAAACAACUCAUUUUUAUGUAAGACACAAAAUCCUUGUUGUCAAAAGCCCACAGUAGACAACAGGUGAGAGAUACAAAUAUUUGUAUUCCCUUUCAUUUGUUAUAUAUAUAUACACACUUCACACUUCACACUUCACUCUUCACACUUCACAGCCAAGCAUAUACCUCCGACUUCCCAAAUUCUCCCAUCUUUUAACAUGAUGAACAAGGGGCUAUUUGACAUGUCUGAGAAUUCUUCUGAAAAUGUUUCUUGUGAUUUAUCAUUGAGCCUUAGUCAUGCUGCCCAACAAAAUGUAUUGGAAAGUAGCAAUGACAAUUCAGGGGUAAGAUCCUAUGUCAGAUCGAAAAUGCCCAGACUCCGAUGGACUGAUGAUCUUCACCACCACUUUGUGAAUGCUGUUGAGCUAGCUGGUGGAGUAGAUCGAGCAACUCCAAAGAUGGUGCUACAAGUCAUGGAUGUGAAGGGCCUCAACGUCAAUCAGGUUAAGAGUCACCUUCAGACGUACAGAAACGUUAUAGAUGAACAGAGGAUGAAAGCUGAAGAAGAAGGCGCAAAUGGGAGUAAGAGGCAUAGAAUGGAAUACGGUUCAGCUGAUCAACUGAAUUAUUCCCAUGGAAAUUUUCUUCGUUACGUCAAUGGCAAAGUUUUCUUUAAUGGACAUCCUAAUACGACAGCACCGACUAACCAUCCUGACCGAUUUGCCUCUGCACCUACUUUUUUUCCUCCUCCAACUCCAAGGAAACAUAUGCAAGAGGUGAGGGGAAAAACUAUCAUGGGGAUGGGAUUGGAAGGAAGUUCCAAUCCAUUCCCCAUGUUCAAGGAUUCCUUCAAUGGUCGCAAUGUUCAGGAUGGGAAUGGGAAUAAAAGGGUGCUAGAUGCUACUAGGUCUUUGGCAAACAAGAACAUACCAGAAAUAAUAGAAAUUUCAGAUGAUGAAGCAGAUUCCCAUAGCACUAUGUCCGUUGAGCCAUCUCCCAGUUCAGACGUCUCCGUUGAGCUCAGGCUUGGCUAAAAUCCUUUGGUCUCUCUUCUUAUCCCUCUACCUCAAGGAAAAAGAAGAAAAAUGGCUCUUUUAAUCCUUACUGUAUUGACUCUUUUUCUUUUUCUGAGUUUAUCCAACGAAGUAACGUUUAGCUUCUUUUUUUUUCGGUUCAAACUGAUCGAGCUACAAGCUAGGUUAGUUAGAACUUUGUAACUUUAAUCCGUUUUGUAAUGCACCUGAGACUGGCAAAAGGGUACUAGUAAGCUAUGCGAAUAGUUCAUAAUGUACUGCUUUUGUUUCAACUUUAUGAUAUUGUUGAAAUGUGUGU
Capsicum annuum is the source of this 1448-nucleotide messenger RNA. Its product is annotated as myb family transcription factor EFM. Gene Ontology annotation, biological process: regulation of DNA-templated transcription; abaxial cell fate specification. The record is from RefSeq and is a predicted model, not a curated record. Gene Ontology annotation, molecular function: transcription cis-regulatory region binding. Gene Ontology annotation, cellular component: nucleus. NCBI's taxonomy places the organism in Eukaryota, Viridiplantae, Streptophyta, Magnoliopsida, Solanales, Solanaceae. Bases 335 to 1150 code for a protein of 271 amino acids. The transcript has 6 exons.